Lottia gigantea (owl limpet) is the source of this 1239-nucleotide messenger RNA. RefSeq lists its product as hypothetical. Bases 1 to 1239 code for a protein of 412 amino acids. The transcript has 7 exons. The record is from RefSeq and is a predicted model, not a curated record. NCBI's taxonomy places the organism in Eukaryota, Metazoa, Mollusca, Gastropoda, Lottiidae.
AUGCAAAAAAGGUACACUGAUGUGAGAUGUACCGAUUCCGGAAAUUACGUGACACCUUUAACUUACCAUUAUGGAAUCAAACCUAUGGUAUUUCAAGAACAACAUAAUUGUACUAAAGACUAUCCCAGCGUGCUUCCGAUAGAAUGUUGUAUACCUGAUAGUAACGACUGUACAUUUGAGGAUACCAACCAUAUCAUACAAAUUUGGAAGAUUUGUGGCUAUUCAAGCAGUUGUAAAAGUCUUAUUGGUGGCCGAACCGAUAUAUCAGAAAUGAGAGAUCAUAACUGUGGUAAGAAGUUUAUAAAAGAGAGUGACAUUACUACAAGUCAGUAUUCUUAUCUUAGAUAUGCUUGUUUACCAGAGAAAAUGGAAAUGAAUUUUGAUGGUGGAAAUGGUAAAGGGAAGGCGUUGUUAUUAAAAACUAAAGAAGCGGCCUACAACACUGGUAUCAAAUUACAGUGUCAUAUUACUACAGAUAAUAAUAACGGUUUAUUAGUUCAGUUUGUCGAUGUUAGACUUUGUGAAGGGAUUACAGGAGUCUGUGAUCAAACUCUGACAAUAAUUAAGAAUGGUGAAGAAGCUGGAAAAAAGAACAGUGGAUCAAAAUUUGGGUUGGAAACUUGGUUUGGAUCGCCUGGUCAACCAAACGUGACAAUAACUUUUGAAAGACAGUCCCCAACAACCAAAUAUAAUAUAUUACUUUAUAUAACUAGCAUGCAAGGAUCCAGUGACAUCGAAAUCAAAUGUGAUCAACCUUUACCAAUAACAACAACUACAACCACAACAAUAGCAACAACAUCAACCUCAACAGCAGUACCAACAACAACAGCAGAACCACUAACAACAACCACAACAACAACAGAAUCCACAAGACGAUUACCUGGAGUGACAGAAAAAAGUGAAGAUCACAGAUUAAAAGAACAGUUUAUAAAAUAUGGGGAGAUAGCUGCGGCAGGAGUAGCUGGUUUUCUUUUAACAUCUUUUAUUUGUCUCUGCACAUUUAAAUAUAGAAGAAACAAGCGAAAUAAAGUCAAGAUCACGUUAAACCAGGUAGAAAUGUCUGAAUAUCCUAGACUGGGACCAGUUGGUGAAACCAGUCAAGUACAUGAUAUUAAAGGUAUACUACCUCUUAGGAUGACCAAAAAAUUAAAAACCUGGCCAAAUGAGGAUUUACCAGACAACGGUACGGCAAAGAUGAAGACAAUACGCUCAUUGAUGGUGCAAAUAGCCAUUGCCUAA